This is a messenger RNA of Rotaria sp. Silwood2, 1533 nucleotides long. The record is from the annotation of a GenBank genome assembly. Lineage: Eukaryota; Metazoa; Rotifera; Eurotatoria; Philodinida; Philodinidae.
AAGUUAUAACUCUUGAACGAUUACAUAUUUUUAGACGAAAUUUGAAAUUUAUCGAUGAAAUUCGGUAUAGCUUCCUAUGAAAUUCUAAAAAUUAAGAUGCUACUAACAGCAAAAAAUCCUAGGAGAGGGGAAUCAGGAAAGUGCAAAUUUUUUUCGCAAACUCCGAGUGCAAAUUUUUUUUGAUAAAAUUUCAUCAUUUGGACCCAGCAUCACUCUCCAUGAGUUUCAUCUGGGUCCCACACUCGGAAGUCGAGAUUCAGCAUACUGAAAUAUCCUGGAUACGUCACUGGUCGGAUGUACAUAGUUCAAAAAAGAGAACGAUUUUCUCUAUCGACUACAAGUUGAAAACCCUCUAGAAGCCUGUUGAAAACAAACUGUUCUAUGUGCUCCGAGCUGACAAAAAUAAUUUCUUAAUAUCUCUUUACAUUCACAAGUUAUUCACCUUGACCUGCCCUUUCUAUUAUCAUAUGUAUUGAUUUAUUUAUUUUUCCUAGACCUUGUUUUUUAAUAAUUGGUGAUCGAAAUUUAUUUACUCAAUAUCGAUUAUCAUUUCUUCACUUUUCUAAACAAUUAUUCGAAGAAUAUAAAUGUCAUAUAGCAUAUCUUGAUGCAUCAUCUACACAACAAGUAAAAUUUCACGAUAUUAUCUCAUCCUAUUAUCAUAUGAAUGAGAAAAAAUUACUUAUUCUUGUUGCUCGUCGAUCAUUUUCAAAUAUAAUUGAAAUACAAAAUACAAAUAUUGAAUUUGAUACAAAAACUUUAAAUGAAAUUCAACGUAAUAUAAUUCAUAUAGAAGAAAAUUUAAAAUUAUUUAUUAAUAAUGGUUGGUCACAUGCUAAAAAAUAUAAAUUACCAGAAUUAAUUAAUUUUGAUGAAAAAAAACACGAUAUUUUCACAAGAAUAAUCGAUCAAUUUGAAUAUAAAUGGAAUAUUUGGAUUGAACGAAAUCGUUUACUUCGAUAUCUGUCAGGAUAUCUUUAUACAUAUCAAUUUUGGAUAUUUACAAUAUUAAUAUUUGUUUAUAUGUAUUAUUCAAAAGUAGAAUCAGAUAAUAGAAAUUCUAAUCCACAACAAAAAUUAAAUAAAACAAAUCAAGCAAAAAUCUAUGAAUUUAAUGAAUCUCUAAUUCAACGAUAUAUAAAUCCAAGUGCAUCAAAUGUUAUUAUAUUACUUCUUAUUGCUGAAACACCAAAUGAUUCAUGUGUUAAACAUUUUAUUCGAAAAAUUAAUGCAAUUAAAGAGUCUCAUAUGAUUUUUUCUAUUCUUUAUCGUCAACAAUCAAUUGAAUGGCUUAAUGAACUUUCAAAUAAUAUUCAAGAUAAUCAAUAUAAACAAUCAAUACAAUUUAUUCCAUCAACUGUUCUUGCUUUGUAUAUAAGACGAAAAUUUUUUGUUUCUUAUUCGUCAAUAUGCAAUAAUAAUAAUGAACAAUUAAAUCAAACAUUAACAUUUUCAGAUUGGAUUGAUCUUUUAUUUAAUGGAAACUUUCGAGAACCCAUUACAAUAACAGAAUGGCCAAUGAAAUUUAAUUAA